AUGGGUGACCUCAGGUCCAAGCUGCGGGCCAAAUUCCCACGCCGGAACUCGGGCAUCUCGCCGCUCCCCAGCCCCAACACGGCCGAGCCAGGCGCGAGUGGCGGCUCUGGCGGCACAACGGGGGCGACGGGGACGACGGGGACGACGGGACCGGGGACAGGUCUUGGUGCCGAGACAGCCAUAGCUCCCCUGGAACCCUCGGACCAGGGCAGCAGCCGCAGCCACACAGAAGCAGCCACCAGUCCAACCACCACCGAGAAGGCGGCCACAAGAGCCGACGGCCUGAAAAACGGAGCGCAGUCGACAAACAAACGGCGACAACGAGCGAGGCACCUAUCGCUGACAGGAAUUCCCAAUGUCGACAAGACAGACCUGAGCCUGAGCGCCUCUGGACCCGACAGCGCACCGACCUACACCUACAUGGCAGGCGCGCUGACGGCGACCGCACGGACCAGCACGACGGAUACAGCUGCCGCAAACAGCCCGUCACUCAUCUGCUCACACAGCAGCAAUCUUAAUAACAGCGACAACGGCGUCCCAACUACCAGCAAACCCGGCCAUCGCCGCGCUUCUCUUGCCAGCAAAGGCCCAAAUACCAGUUCCAUCGUCGCUGACAGCUCAACUGCUGCCAAUCCACAGCCCUCCUUGUUGCCGUCUCCAUCGAGGCCUCUGCCGCCUGUCGCUGUGCCCUCCGACGCCGACGCACCCAAGCCAAGAGGCUCCACUGACCCCGUCCGCAAAGUCGGAGCAAGCGACGACGUCCCCGCCUCCGAGAGCUCUGACCCGGCGAUCCCGGGCACCCUAUCCGUAACCCCCGUUCCCCCAUCCUCGACCCACGGAGGCCCCGCGGACCCGAACCAGAACAGCCAGGCGCGUGCGUUCGAGUCCUGUACCCGCACAGCCACUCUCUCGAGACGCCAAAGUCUGCUCCCCAGCCGACAGGCGAGCUUGAUCCGACGGCUGCUGAUCUCGGCGGGGUCCUCGGAUGAACCAGACUCGUCCUCCAUCGAGCAGCCUCCCCCGCUUACCCCGAACAUGGUGACACGGAAGAUCUGGGUCAAGCGUCCAGGUGGAUCGCCAACGCUGAUUACAAUCACCGAAGACGACUUAGUUGACGACGUGCGUGAGCUAAUCCUGCGCAAGUACAGCAAUUCUCUCGGCCGGCAGUAUGACGCUCCGGACUUAACGCUGCGCAUCGUCCCGAGGGAAGAAAACCGGCAGGAUCACAUCCUGGGCCCAGAGGAACCAAUGGCCCGUACAUUGGACGCAUACUACCCAGGAGGACAGUCGGUUGAUGAGGCCUUGUUGAUUGAUGUCCCUGUCCGUCGUACCCCUCGACCCUCGCCCAGGGCUGGUCCUCCCCAUGAGCAGCACCUUGCCUCGGUCAGCUACGAAGACAUGCGACCUAUGGAGAGCAGCACUGACUAUUUUGGACCUGGUGCCAUUGCUCAGAUACCGGUGACCAUCUCCAGUUCCAUGGUGAAUAGUACCUCUCAUCCUAUCUCGGUGUUGAAUCCAGGACAGGUACCCCAAAUCCCUUCUCCCGGCGGCACCAGGACGCGCGGGUAUCGCGAAAGGUUCGAGAGGCCCCGGUUGGGGAGACAGCAUGCCUCCUCUCCAACCAUACUCAAUGUUGUCGGUGCCGGAGGUCACUCCAGUCAUGGCGUGCAGCAAGCCCCGUUGCCUCGAACGUCCCGGGCCCACUCGAAUACUUCUCCGGAGCAGCCGCACACCACCCAAGGCGCGCCGCCUGUCCCCCCUCUGCCAACACCUCCGGCUCAAGACGUACCAACAUCUGCGACCAGAGCUGCUGGCACGCCGCCAGCGAAGACAUCGCCUCCUCGACCCCCACCAUCGUCGCGAAAGAAGAAAAAGGGGCCCGAUGUUCAAUCGUUGUCUGCUGGGAUCCUCAAUCCCGGUGUGCCCCCGAUCAAUGUGCUGAUCGUUGAGGAUAAUAUCAUCAACUUGCGCCUACUCGAGGCAUUCGUUAAGCGUCUCAAGGUUCGCUGGUCGACUGCUAUGAACGGCCGCGAGGCCGUUAACAAGUGGCGCAUGGGCGGCUUUCACCUAGUUUUGAUGGACAUCCAGCUCCCCGUCAUGAGCGGGCUCGAAGCCACCCGUGAGAUUCGCAGGCUGGAGAGGCUGAACUCAAUCGGCGUCUUGUCCUCGAGCAUUGGUCAACAGUCUGAUGGCGUGCCGGAGGAGCCGACUGUUCUUUGUGAGCAAGACAAGCUCCCAAAUAGGGAGUUGUUCAAGAGUCCUGUAAUCAUCGUCGCCCUCACAGCCAGCUCAUUACAGAGCGACCGACAUGAGGCUCUCGCCGCUGGGUGUAAUGACUUCUUGACAAAGCCCGUUACCUAUCCUUGGCUCGAACGGAAGGUCAUGGAAUGGGGCUGUAUGCAAGCGUUGAUCGACUACGAAGGCUGGCGGACUUGGAAGUCGUAUGCAGAGCGGGACAACGAAGAGCACACUGCGAAGAAGUCGAAGGCAAAAAAGUACCGAUCUGCCCCGAACAGUUCGUCUUCUGAUGGACAAUGA
This is a messenger RNA of Thermochaetoides thermophila DSM 1495, 2538 nucleotides long. Its product is annotated as putative response regulator protein. The coding region runs from base 1 to 2538 and encodes 845 amino acids. Gene Ontology annotation, molecular function: protein kinase activator activity; phosphorelay response regulator activity. The transcript has 2 exons. Gene Ontology annotation, cellular component: Mcs4 RR-MAPKKK complex. The record is from RefSeq and is a predicted model, not a curated record. Lineage: Eukaryota; Fungi; Ascomycota; Sordariomycetes; Sordariales; Chaetomiaceae. Gene Ontology annotation, biological process: osmosensory signaling via phosphorelay pathway.